Cornus florida is the source of this 699-nucleotide messenger RNA. RefSeq names its product DNA-directed RNA polymerase II subunit RPB1-like. Lineage: Eukaryota; Viridiplantae; Streptophyta; Magnoliopsida; Cornales; Cornaceae. The transcript is spliced from 2 exons. The coding region runs from base 1 to 699 and encodes 232 amino acids. The record is from RefSeq and is a predicted model, not a curated record.
AUGGCUCAUGUAAAAAAGUUGCAACCCAAUUGGAUCGGACCGUACAGAGUCACUGAAGUAGUGGGAAAAGGAGCCUACCGAUUGGCAGAAGCUGAUGGACGUCCAAUUGCGCCCGAGGACACUUCGCUUGGGACCCCAAGAGUCCAGUUCAGAGCGGACCCCAAGAGUCCAGUUCAGAGAAGUUCCUCUCCGGCUUAUAGCCGAGGACACUUCGCUUCGGACCCUAAGAGUCCAACUCAGAAAAGUUCCUUCGCUUCGGACCCUAAGAGUCCAGCUCAUGAAAGUUCCUCUCCGGCUUAUAGCCGAGGACACUUCGUUUCAGACCCCAAGAGUCCAGUUCAGGAAAGUUCCUCUCCGGCUCAUAGCCGAGGACACUUCGCUUCGAACCCCAAGAGUCCAAUUCAGAGAAGUUUCUCUCCAGCUCAUAGCCGAGGACACUUAGCUUCGGACCCCAAGAGUCCAGCUCAGAAAAGUUCUUUCGUUUCGGACCCUAAGAGUCUAAUUCAGAGAAGUUCCUCUCCGGCUCAUAGCCGAGGACACUUUGCUUCAGACCCCAAGAGUCCAGCUCAAAAAAAUUCCUUUGCUUCGGACCCUAAGAGUCCAGUUCAGAGAAGUUCCUCUCCGGCUCAUAGCCGAAGACAUUUCGCUUCGGACCCCAAAAGUCCAGCUCAGAAAAGUUCCUUUCAGGCUCACAGCUGA